GCCAUAUUUUCAUAAUACUGGACCUUUUGAACUUUCUUAACUAAAGAUACGUACCCUUGCUCUUCAACCUUUUCUAACUAAGGCAUCUACCAUGGGCCCUUCUCAACUUUACCGCAAAGUGAGAAUUCGACUUCCAAAGUUCUGGUCCUCAUCUCCUGCAUGUGCACCUCCAAAACUCCCUCAUAAACAACCCCAUUCAUACAUGCAACAUACCUCAAUUCACUUCUUACUUUGCUUCAGAUCUCGUUGGCAGUUCAACGUCUCUUCACGCCGCGCUCGAUCCUCGAAGGGCCUCAUCUCUCACUUUACAAUGUGUGUUUACAACAAUCCUCCUUCCCUAUCUUUCUUCCUGUUAUCAUCAUCAUAAAAACGCCUCACAAACUGCCAUGACGCCUUCGGCGCAAGCGUCUACAAUGUAUCCCCUCGGCGAAUGCACCAACCUCACCAAAUUCAAAUUCAUCCCCGAAAACGUCCUCAUCCCCACGCAUCUCGACCAAAUCAUCCCCGAUGAUCUACGCCUCGACCUCAACUUCCUUCGCAUAAACGCCGGCAGAGCGUUCCGCACCAUGAUCACGAUAGUACGCAAGCGCGAAAACCGCUACCGUGCUCUCUGCCCUCCCACCGAAAGCAAAUACAAGCUCUACACACACAGCGCAACCAUCAGCCGCCUGAAACGAUGGCGCGAAGACCACGAUACCUACGAUCCCACUCUCGCACCAUCAGCGAAGAUCCCAGGGCCGGUCAUCUACCUUAAUAUCUCUCGAACAGCCUACGAAGAAUGGUCGAAGGACUACGCCAGCGUGCUUUCAGAGUUCAAGAACGGUCCGUACAAGGAGUAUCACGACUCGGCGGAGGACUUUCUGGCUGCGAUCCGGGUUGCGAGGGAUAGGAGAAAAGUCAGUCACCUGGACUACCAUGAGCUUAUACUUUUCUACCGAACUUUUAUGCGGGAGAUGACCAUCUGGGAGGAUAUCAUUCCAGGGCUGGACCUACCGAGCUUUUCAGAGAUUGUCGAUGAGCUUUAUGAGGCGGUGGUGGAGAGGGUGGAGAAUGGGGAAACGAUGCAUCCCUUCUUCCAGAGAGUGAGAAACAAAAUGAGGGACGUUGAGAAGGAUGGUUGA
Aspergillus calidoustus is the source of this 1121-nucleotide messenger RNA. NCBI's taxonomy places the organism in Eukaryota, Fungi, Ascomycota, Eurotiomycetes, Eurotiales, Aspergillaceae. The record is from the annotation of a GenBank genome assembly.